AUCACAAACCCGCCCCACGACCCCGCUUCCCGUCGCAAACGCAAUCCCUACCUGCACCAUCGAAAACGCCAAGCAAUCUAAUUAUCAUCAGGAAUUUCCAUCAUGAGCAAGCUCGCCAGCCAAAUCAUCCCCCUGGUCAUCGCGCUGGUGGUGCUCGCCGCCAUUGGCUGGGUCGUCUACGAGGUGCUGCAGAGCGCGAGCAAGAUCGGCCAGCGCGCUGAGAAGAGCAUGGCCAAGCGCAACAUGGUCUUCACCAAGGACGGCAUGAAGGUUGGCGUCAAGCACUACGAGGAGGAAAAAUACGUCGACAAGACGCAGAGCUGGGUGGUCAAGGCGUGGAAUCUCGCCGAGGAGGGCAAGACUGCUGAAGGAAGCGGGAGUCGGAGCAGCAAGCAUGACACGACGCGCACGACGACGGCAACGACAACGACAACGACAACGAAGCGGAAAUGAAACCGACGAUGAUCGGCACGGAGUAAGCAUGUGAUUUAUGUGGUUGGGCGUCUCUGUAGUGCUUUG
Messenger RNA from Microdochium trichocladiopsis, 519 nucleotides. RefSeq lists its product as uncharacterized. The transcript has 2 exons. The record is from RefSeq and is a predicted model, not a curated record. The coding region runs from base 103 to 453 and encodes 116 amino acids. NCBI's taxonomy places the organism in Eukaryota, Fungi, Ascomycota, Sordariomycetes, Xylariales, Microdochiaceae.